GUCCCGAUAUCACUGCAGUCAAGACAGGUCGAGGAGAAGGACAACAUAAACACUAAGUCACGGACAAUAGCUGCCUUCUUUUUUUUCUCGCUUUGGACAGUAGUUUGGUACUUUUACGUCUCGUGUAAGUACUGCGUUCACAGCUGUAUACUUCUAACUUCGACACGGUUUUGCGAGCGAGAUAGGACCUUUAGCUUCAACAAAAGACAUGAGGACGAAGGAGAAGAAGUGUCCUGAGGGCGUUAAGUUGCGAUGACCAUGACUCCUUUAAAUGGAAGACGACGGUUUUGAUAACGUUUUUGUCGGGCUGUUUCUUCGCUGUCAGUGGAGCCGCAAAGGGGGGUCCUGUGCUGGAAGUGGGACCCUUAAACCAGACCCGCUUGCGGAGACAAAUAUUCGGAGUGUGACUUGAGACGAGCGGUGACGUCACUCAGUGUUGUCAAAGUGACUUCGUGGCACGCGCGCCUGCACACUUCAUGCACUGUUUUUUUUUUUUAAAUACUUUAUUCUUAAUUGAAGCCCCCACUUUUGAGUGUUUAUAAUUGCUUAUAGAUUCAGUUUCCAACAUCAGUGCAUGUGUGAGCAUGGUGGAGAGUCGGAGCCAUGUGCAGAGGGACGGGGUGUACCUCUGGUUCUCCACCCUCACCUCUGCCCAGAGAGCAGAGUUCCUGUGUGGCCUGCUGGACCUCUGUGUCCCCAUCGAGCUUCGCUUCCUGGGCUCCUGCCUGGAAGACUUGGCCCGGAAGGAUUACCACUCACUCCGAGAUGCGGAGAUUAAAGCCAACAAUCCCACGGACCUGUCUGGACUCACCAACAUCACGGACGAGGUAGUGCGUAGUAAGCUCUUGGUGUCCCUCGCACUGCUUGGCUCGGAAAACCGAGAGGGGGCAGGGGUCCUGUACCAGACAUUGACACAUAUUGACACCGUCAUUAACAACUACGGCGUGGCCUUGAACGACGGAAGGGCAGAGGAGCAGUUUCUGCUGCUGUUCACCAUGGCAUCCCACCACCCUGCCUUCAGCUUCCAUCAGAAACAGGUGCUGAGGCAACAGCUAAGUCAGAUCCAGGACAUCCUGCAGAGCCAAACCAGAGAGGCUGGUACAGCCUCUGUGCUUGGAUCAGUGGUGACCACUGGGAAAGGAGAUCAAGCGGUCAGUCAGGAACUAAGCCCUCCUCACCUGGCUCUAUCACCCCCUCAUCUUCCUCCUCCUUCAACACCACCAGCAGGGCCUGGCCUCGAUGCAACAGCACCACCUCAGAGCCUCCAAGGCCACCAGGGGAAGAGAGGAACAGUGGUGAUUGAGAGAGUUGCAUUGCGGGGAGUGACACACAAGUUUGAAGACACAAGUGAUUAUAUGUUUGAGGCCAGCUGGUCAGAUGGUCUUGUGUCAUCAGUUGUCCGAAGUCAACAAGAGGUGACAGACCUUCUUUUACAGUUGUCACAGGCAUUUCCGAACGAACGAGUGGACAAGAACUUGACUCACACUGUUGAAUCAGAGGCCAGAUGUCUGACAGCGUUGCCCUGCCAUGUCCUCCGGCACCACAGUGUCCAGCUCUUCUUCACCUCCACCAGGCCUCUCUCACCCAACUAUCUGUUCUCCUUCCCUUCUUCGCUCCCCAACAUACCUCCCUCCCCUUCCACGGCUUCUGUAGACGCUACCUGCCCGUUCACAUCCAGCCAUACUGGCCUAGCUAGUUGCGCCAUGCAGUACAGAGGAGCCAACAGGGCGGUGUACAGAGUGGCCAGUGUACAGCCCGUUGUCAGCACCCACAAUUCUGCCAUGGCCCGUUCUUCCACUCAAGUCGCUGCCCUCCCUUUGUCCCAUCCUCCUCCACAACACUCCCCUCAGCUGUCCUCCCUUCCUCCCCAUAUGCCAGCACUGCCCACGCAGGGCUUCCUUGUUGGCAGAGUUGAUGCUUCCUCCCAACCACAUCCCCAAAGCAAACCCUGUCAUUCACUUCAGUCGCACACCUAUUCAGACUCGCAGCAGUCCUCAUUACAUCAGCUGCACCUGCAAACAAGUCCACAUCACAGUACACAGCCUCAACACUCCCCUCAUUCCCAGUCCCUCUUAUAUUGCCAUUCCCGGCCACGUCCCCAGUCCCAUACACAGUCUCUAUCCCAGUCCCAGGUUAAUACUCCAGAGCAGAAUGGCAUUUUAGACUGGCUGCGCAAGCUCCGCCUACAUAAAUACUAUCCAGUUUUCAAACAGCUGACAAUGGAAGAGUUUUUAGCACUCACUGAGGAGGACCUGAACAAGUAUGACUUAACCCAGGGAGCAAAGAAGAAACUCAAGACUCAACUGGAGUUGCAGAAGUUUGCAGACAGGGAGAUGAAGAUGGAGAAACGGACUUGCAGCAGCAUUGCAAGAGUGACGCCUUCCAGUCAUAUGGGAACCUCAAUGCACGCCUCUUCUACUGCAGUAGAGCUGCGGGUGGAAGUGGACUCCGUGCUGCACCAUCACCCCGUCCGCACAGAUAGCAGCUCAUCGUCAGGCUAUUCCAGCUCCUCUUGUUCCCCCCGAAUCCCCCUCUGCUGUGACUCCACUGUGGACAGGAGCAGAGAUCUGUACAGGCGUGUUUCGCUCCAAGAAGCUGUAGGAGGAAGUCACGAGAAGGACCGCUCGUGCAUUUUCAUCCUCAACUCCCACUGCCCCGCAGGCUCCAGUCGCCCCACUGCCCAGGUCCUCCCCGUCCAAACGGAUCCAUCUCCUCCUGUCGCUCCGUCCAGCUCAUCCCACCUGCCGUUCACUCCUCCUCACUACCACCCUCAAGGCAGCUAUCCUCAGAGCCUGCUCUCCCCGACCUCCAACCCAGCACGGAUCUUGUCUUCCCCGCGAAAGCCGAGGCCGCCCCCUCUGUGCAUGGAGGACAGAACUAAAGUUCUGGGCUCAGGUCUGUCCGGGACCAGUGCGGGCUUUAGUGCGGGCAUGAGGCUGGAGAAUCUUUUGCCCAAGCUCAAAGUGGACGGCUCUUCCAUACUCCAUGACCCUGCAGGGGGUCUCGGUUCUACAGGAGCUGCUGUGGGUCUGAUGGUGGAGACCAGCUCUGCUUUGACCUCCACCUCAAACAGCCUCCAUCACGUGUCCCAACCACCCCUCCAGUUCCACCUUUCCUCCUCCUCUUCCUCGUCCCCAUCCUUGUACUACUCCUACCCGUCUCUUUCCUCUUCAACGCCCUCCUUUUCUCCGUACGCCUCCUCCAAGCCCAUGUCGCAGCCCGCUAGCUCCAUUGGUGGAAGUGGCUUCGUUUCCAUGCCAACCGCCGGCACCGUCCCUAUUGCCGCAGUGCCAGGAAACAUGUACUACCCUGCUCGCUCCAGCCCUGGCCUCUCCGCCUCCUCCGGCGCCUCAUUAGACCCCAGCCCAGGCCACACCCACUGUGUUUGCAGCUCGUGCGGAUGUCAGGGCAGCUGCGGCGCGUACGGCGCCCCGUCUGGGUGCCCUCCUGCGGCCGGCUACCUGCAGCCCUUCACGGCCGCCUCCGUCUUCACGCUCGGGCCCCUGCUCCAUCUCAGACCUUUGGUGGCCUCUUCCAGUGGCACCGCCACCGGCGCCGUGCCCUUCUCCUACCCCAUGAUUGCACCGCAUCCCCUCUACUGCCAGAGCCACGUGUCACAUGACCAGCAUAAAGGCUUCGGCUUCUACCACACACAUGGCAAUGUGGGUAAUGGCAGCCAGAGACGGGUCACGGGGAACUUUUCUUGUUACAACUGCGGCGCUAACGGGCACAGAGCGGAGGACUGCAAACAGCCGCUCAUGGAUUCUACACGACAAAGCUCUUUUCGACUCAAGUACACGCCUCACCCUGACAGUAAAGAUUCAGGAGACUGACUGGGGAUUUGAACAAAACUGCAAUUAUUUUCUUCUGAGACUUCAACCACCAUUUCUGUUCUGGUGGGAAAAAAAACUAAACAUUUUCUGUUCUGUAACAGCAGUUACCUCAACAAAUAAGGAGCAUCAGCCGAGGACAAGGACAGUCAAACUCCACACGGGGGGGGAAAAAGGGCAUUAGUAAGUUUCAUGGACGGAUUAAAAAAGUGGAAUUGCUUCGUCAGGAACUUUACAAGCUUGAAGACCAUAAAGACACUACAGAAAAUCAUCUUCACUCUUUUUGAACAUACAGUGGGGCAAAAAAGUAUUUAGUCAGCCAGCGAUUGUGCAAGUUCUCCCACUUAAAAU
Molecule: messenger RNA, 4181 nt
Organism: Nerophis ophidion (straightnose pipefish)
Lineage: Eukaryota; Metazoa; Chordata; Actinopteri; Syngnathiformes; Syngnathidae
Gene: zcchc14
Product: zinc finger, CCHC domain containing 14
Exons: 13
Coding region: 585-3833 (1082 amino acids)
Molecular function (GO): zinc ion binding; protein binding; nucleic acid binding
Source: RefSeq, a predicted model, not a curated record